Molecule: messenger RNA, 2210 nt
Organism: Chaetomium fimeti
Lineage: Eukaryota; Fungi; Ascomycota; Sordariomycetes; Sordariales; Chaetomiaceae
Product: Alpha/Beta hydrolase protein
Exons: 1
Coding region: 140-1753 (537 amino acids)
Source: RefSeq, a predicted model, not a curated record
CCCGCACCUUUGGGCCAAGGAGACGGGCGGUUGAAGUAAGCUCUGUAAUAAUAGACAAAAUAUUAUAACUCGUGGGGAUCAUCCCCACCGUUUCCUCUUUGUCGAAUUCAGCAUUAACCGUGGACGCCUUUUACCCAAUAUGAGACUCGUCCGACUCCUCAUCUCGCUCGCGUGCCUCGCUGUUGGGUUUGCGACUGGCCCGCCUAGUGACUCCCUGGACGGGCUCACGGUCAAGACCAUAACUGGAGUCUACACCGGGCUCGUGGAUCCCGAGUUUCCCAAUGUGCGUCAGUUCCGCAGUAUCCCCUUCGCCGAGCCGCCACUUGGAAGCCGGCGAUGGCUACCACCCGAGCCAGUCAGGCCUUCUCUCAAGCACUCGUACUCCUACCGGUUUCCGCCACCCUGUCCACAGUACCUUUACAAGAAUGUGACAUUAUGGAACUCCAACAUGACCGACUUCUCCAUUCGCAUCCACGGACAGGACCGCCUUCAGGGCACGAUGGCGCAGACCUCCUCCGAGGACUGCCUCUACCUCGCCAUCUGGGCGCCUCUGAACGCAACCGCGGACUCCAACCUACCCGUCGCGCUCUUCAUCCCGGGCGGCUCCUUCCGUAACGGCGGCGUCGACGUGCCCUACCAACAACCCACGCCAUGGGUCCAACGCACACAGCGGCACAUAGUUGUCUCGGCUGGUUACCGCGUCAACAUAGCCGGCUUCCCCUGGGCGGCCGGGCUCGAGGAGCAGAACGUCGGCAUCCUCGACCAGCGCGCAGCACUCGAAUGGGUCUACGCCAACAUCGGCUCUUUCGGCGGCGACCCCUCCCGCAUCACCGUUUGGGGCCACUCAGCCGGGGGCGUCGCCGUCGACAUCGCAGCACACGCCUUCGCCGACAACCCCCUCGCAGCCGGCCUCUUCCUCCAAUCGGGCAGCGCCAUGGUCAACAUCAGCCACCCGGACCCAACCCACCGCAACUUCACCUACGUAGCCCGACACGUCGGCUGCGACUUCCCCACCGACCCGCUCGCCGAGCUGUCCUGCAUGCGCCAGGUGCCCAUGACCCUCCUCCAGAACUUCGUCGGCGCCCACCGCGACAACGACACCGACGACCCGCCCGUCUUCAAACCCCUCCCGGACGACAAACUCGUCUUCUUCAACUACACCCACCACGCCCUGCACCACCCCAACGGCCACGGCCCCGGCAGCGCCCCGCGCAUCCCCAUCCUCCUCGGUACGACCUCCAACGAGCAGGCCAGCCUGACCGACUACCCCCUGCAGAACAUCACGGCGGGGCCGUGGCAGACCAAGGUCGACCUCGAGACGGUCGAGACGUUUGUGUGUCUGGCGAGCAACACGACGCGGACCCGCGGGCUGCUGGGGCGGACGACGUAUCGGUAUGAGUAUGCCGGGAAUUUCAGUAGUUUGUCCGUGCUGCCGUGGAUGGGCGCGUUUCAUGGCAGUGAUGUGCCGAUGGUGAUGGGGACGUACGCGACGCUGGCGGGGAGGGAGCGGGUGACGGGGUUUCAGAGGGAGGUGGCGGAGAGGAUGCAGGAUUAUGUGUUGGCGUUCAUGGAGGAUCCGGAGGGCGGGUUGCGGAGGAUGGGGUGGUUGCCGUGGGGGGAGAGUGAGGGGAGUGAGGUGGGAGGGCGGAACAUGAUGCGGUUUGCGAGUGGUGGGGUGGUGGCGAAGAAUGUGAGUGCCGAUGAGGUUGAUGAUGUGUGCGUGUUGGGUCGGCCGUAUAAUUCGAGUCCUUAAGUCAGGGUAGGUACGUAGGUAGGUGGUUGUGUUGGGGCUUGAAUGGGUGAAGCGCAGGGUAUGGCGUACGACGAUGCUGGAAUUCUUGCUCGAGGAAGGGGGAGAUUUUGAUGCUGAUUAGGGGGCCGGACAGCACUUCGUUACGCUCUUGAGGGGUUCCGGAUGGAUGUCUUCAUGAAGCGAGCGUCUCCCUUUGUGAUGUGAAAGGACCGAGCCCGUUGCGGUCGACAAGGAAUGGGGGACGCUGUGUGAAGUCGGAUUGAGAAGGGGGCGGAUCCUACUCACCGAUGCUAAUGGGUUUGGGCCGUCAGUAGUACCUAGUGUAAUACAACGGCUACAUUCCACACCCUUGUUGGUCGAUCUCUGGCCCUCACAUUGUGUCAAGUUUGCUCCUAGGUUCUCACCCUUCAGCUCGCUGAGUAAAGACAACGCUGUUAAUAACUAGCUACCUACGCCC